UUGAAGAUUAGCUAAAAAAAAUAUUUAAUUAUUAAGCGGGCUUUUGAAAUUUUUAUCAAGGGCUUUCCUUAAGAAUUUAUGUCCACUAAAAAAUUCUGACCAUCAGACUUUCGCCUGUCUACCGAAAAAAAAUUCUCAUUACGAUUUUCGAAAGCGCGCGAAAAAUUUGAAUUUAAAUUUAUUUAUUUUUAUUUUUUAAAAAAAAAUUGAGCCGGUUCUGAACAAUUACCAAAAUUUUCUAAUAUGAAUAUAAAAAAAUAUCUAAAAUGAUAUUUCUAAUACUCAGUAUAUAUUUCUAUUCCCGUACGUAAUCGUAAAAAUAAGUGCUGGAGAAUGGAAGGAGUUUCUCACACUCGUGAGCUAAAUAUAAAUCCGUUGUAGUAACUCAACAACUUGAAUUUACUCAGCUCAUCAGUAUAUCCAGUUCAGUUAUAACUUAUAGCGCACAAUAUUUAAAUUUGAAUUUUUAAAAAAAUAAUCACUCAAGACCUCCAUCAAAAGUUACAAUCACACAAUUUUUUCAGUGCUCGAUAUUUUUUAUUCUUUCAUCGGACAAAAUUCGCUAGACAAAGGAAUAAGAUGGAGCAGUUUGAACAACUGCUCACAUGCGCGAUCUGUCUAGAUCGUUAUAGAAACCCAAAACUUCUGCCAUGUCAACACAGUUUUUGUAUGGAGCCAUGUAUGGACGGGCUUGUCGAUUAUGUGAGACGACAAGUUAAAUGUCCAGAAUGUCGGGCAGAACAUCGUAUCCCUUAUCAGGGUGUGCAGGCAUUCCCGACGAACGUGACGUUACAACGGUUUCUGGAAUUGCACAUCGAAAUAACGGGAGAACUCCCGGAUCCGACGAGCGGACAGACAAUGGAACGCUGUGGCGUAUGUUCUGAGAAGAGUUACUGCUCACUAUGCGUCCAUUGUGAUAAAAAAUGUUGUCCUGAGUGCAAGGAUGCACAUAUGGACAUACUCAGACGCGAGAUAACACGUAUCAACUCACAGAUAAGACGCGGCCUUCAUCGUCUGCAGGAUGCAUUGGCACUUGUUGAAAAAAACACCCUCGGUCUGCAGACAAACUGCGCGUCUGUUGCUGAAGAAGUUGAUGAAAUUUAUCGACGACUGAGUAAAGCUCUGAAGGAUCGUACAGAACACCUGCGUAAUGAGGUUGAACGUUACUCCGGGACAGAGUUGCGUAGUUUAAUUCAAUUAAAAGAAAAUUUAGAACUUGAAAUAGCAAAUAUCCAAAGCAAUUGUGAUCUCGCUGAUGCUCAUAUCAAUGAAAAUGUACCUUGGGAUGACGCAGAGCUGCUUGAUACUAAAGAAUUGUUUCUUCGUACGGUUGAGUUUAUCAGGAACUUUGAGUACGAGGCUGGGGACUAUGGCCGUCGUGUGCGUUUCGUAAUGGCCCACGAUCCCAAUCAGUUGGUACUACACGUCGCGGGGUAUGGAGAGCUAAACAUUAAGCCGGAAACUGGAAGCACUGGGCACUUAGGUACCACUGGGGGAUUAGCGCCUCCUGGGGGACCUCCUGGACUGAUGAGAAGCAAAAGCGAUCAUCGUCUUGCUUCACAGUAUCGCCAGCAAGAAGAGGAACGAUUGACGAGAAAUCGUUAUGCUCCUGAUUACGAAUAUGACACACCAGAAUAUGAAACACCGAGAAAUAAAUCACGUUAUCGCAGUCGUUUCAUGCGUCACCGGGACGGCGAGGAAUCUGACGGCGACACAAGAUCGAGCGUACGUUUCACAUCCUCGACGGAUUCAAAUCAACGGGAAAAGGUAUUAGACACAGAGGAUGCCGCACGCGGACCAUUGUCUGGUAUAUUUCGCUUAACCGAUUCACCGAGGGUUAUGAAAAAGUUACAAGAGUGUGAGAGAGCGAGUAAACGCAAAAAAGAUGACCCACCGGCUGCUGUAACACCCACAGCCGCUCCUACUCAAACUCAAACACCCAAAACCCAGGUGCAGCCAAAAAAAAAUCCAUCGGUCGCUAAACAGACCAGCGAAGAUGACGAGAUUUCAAGAAUAAAAAAACAAAAUAAAAAUAAUCCAAGUCAAACGGAAACUGUCGAGGAGAGACAAUCAGUACCUGCAACACCGACUUCUGUCAGUUCACCGGUGACACGUGAAAGUGAACGGGAAACAGAAGAAGUUAUUCGUAGACCGACAAUUGUUAGUAGAAGGACAUCUUCAGAAGCUCAUGCACCUGGAGUGCGAAGCGCAUCAUCGGACUCAAGUACUGGAUCUGAGAGUUCAACGGGCUCUGGAAUCCGAAGUACCGGCGCAACCUUCACAGCUGAGGAGAUGAAACAGAAGUACCUCUCAAGAGCGCCCCCAUCUUCUACCAACACAACUAGUAAUGUCAAUAGUGUUGCCAACCCUACAACAAACGUCACAAGUGUCCGUGAGAACGCCGUUACGACGACUCCCAGUCCCCGGCCGCCAUUUCAAAGCCGUUUUUUAGGUGCAGGUAAUCGGUCGUCUCCAGCAGUUCCAACCCCGGCACCAAUCGCUGAGCCGAAAAAAGAAGAGGACGACGAAACCUCCAGCUCGUCUGAAGAAACGGAAACCGAGACAGAGGAAUCUGAAACAGAGACUCGAAGUUCAGCAGCACCUAGCACUGAAAGAACUCGGGAAGUUGCGAUGGCCAGAACCGAUAUCGGGCCGUUGUUGGCACGAAGCGCCGAAGCACGACGUGGCAGCAAAGAGGAAUCGCCUUCAACUAGAUAUUCAUCACCACGAGGUAGUCCAGCUCUUUCAACAUCAUCACCAACAGGAAUGUCAUCACCUAGCGGCUAUACCAGCAGGUUCGUAGCAAUUGCUCACGACAAUCACGACUUGUCUUCCAAUUCCGUUAACACCCUGGACAAUAAUGUUGUACAUUAUAGGAGCGUUAUUAAUCAAAGUGACGACGCAUUAUUAUUAUUGGGUGAUAGUGUUGAUAACAAUCAAGCCGCGUAUAAUAAUAAUCAUAAUAAUAAUGAUAAAUAUAAUUAUGAUAAUAGUUUAACGGGUGAGAAGAUAUUAGCAUCAAACGAACAUUAUUCCAGUGUCCCAUCAAUUGUUAUUACCCCUGACGACAAUAAAUUCAUAAGUGUUAAUAAUGACCCUGACCUAACUCUUUCUCUACAAGAUAACAAUAACAACGGUAUUGAUAAUGAUAGACGUGGGACGGAUUACGAACUAGACCAAAAUAUUCUAGGUGAUAACCUGACGCGCGAUUACUAUGAACAAAGUGACUCCGCGGACAAUCAACCCGAGGCGUUGACCAUUCGAUCUGAUAGUUAUGAGAUGGGAGAGCUCCAAGAACCCGAUAAUGAAGGAGCUAGGAUCCUUAGUAGUAUUACUGAAGAAAUUUAUGAAGACAAUGAUGCUUUGGGGAGAGAUGGUUCCGUAGAUCAAGAGGUCGCGGGCAUUAAGUCUCACAGUCAACUCGUUUCCGGUGAAUCGGAUGAAGAAAUUGUUAGUGACUUGGGGAAUGAAAAUUCUAUUGAGGUAAAUGAUGAGAAAAUUUUCGUUAUGGCAACGGAUCAAUUAGACAGUGGACAUUUCUCCAGUCAGGGGGCGGAAGUUGAUAAUCGUAUGAGUGAUGAUAAGGAUUCUGAUGAAUUGAGUAAUGGAAAUGAUAGUGAAGAAAUCGCAGUGAGGUCUAAUGAUGAAGGCAUGGAAAAUAUUAAUAAUGAAUUAAUGAGCAAUGAAAAACUAGCGGUUAUGACGUCUAGUGAAUUAGACAGCGGAAAUGUUUCCAGUGAAUCACAUGAUGAAAUUUCUAAUAUCAGCAAUGAAGGUCAUAGAAAUUUUCCAAAUGAAAUCUCGGUUAUGAAAUCGGAAGAUUUAGCUGAGAGAAUUUCUCACAUGAAAAACAAUUUAGGCCUUAGAAAUGUCACCAAUGAACUGAAUGGAGAAAAUCAUAUUGCUAAUGAAGAAUUUUCUUCUUCAAACCAUAGAGAAUCAGGCAAUAAAACUCUUGAAACAGACGAUGAAAAAAUAAGCGAAGGCAUGCUGACUGACACUGAAGAUCUUGGAGAAAUUCUGUCUAGUGUAGUCAAAAGCGCCAAGAAAAUGGAGCGUGAGUAUUUGCAACAGAAAAAUCAUCAAGCGUUGGAAAACGGAACGGAAACAGAAUCUGGGUCCGAGUCCGAGUCCGAGUCCGAAUCCAUGUCAGAAUCUGAAUUGCAAUCGCAGUCUGAAAACGCGCAGACAUAUUCGAGAAGUAACGACAUUUCUGAAAUGUCUAGCUCGUUUUCUACAAACCAGUCUGAUAAAAUAGACGACAUAUUCAAUAAAAAUUCCAUAAAUGAUAAUUUGUUUGACGAUCAAGGAUGGAUCGUUACUGAAGAAGAUCCACUGCCUCUGCUAAAGAGCUCAAGUUCAACAAAUUCAAUCUCCUCCAAUGAAAAGACUGAUUUUUUUAUAAAUUCUGAUCAUAAUUCAAGUAAUUUUGACAAUCAAAAUCCAUGGAAUUCAUUGGGAAUUCAAAAUUCAACUGCGCGGGAAACUGAAAAUAAUUCAAAUUUCGAUUCCGAAGCUGAAAUUUUUAACAAUAAUUUAGCGCGUAAAAGUAACAAUGGAUGGCUAGCAAAUGAGAGGAACAAUAAUUCUGAACAAAGUACAAGUGAACCGAGCACAGAUGGCGUCGCUGCGGAUGUUCUAGAGAGGAACAAAGAUGACGUAACCUCGAAAAAUCUUAGCGGGCAGAAUAAUGAUGAUGAUGAUGAUGAUAAUGAAAUUGGUGUUAAGAAUGAGGAUGAUAAAAUAAAGAAUGAAAGCAACCAAUCGAGAAUGGACAACAUAAAUAUACCAAUGCAAAUGGUAACAACUGUCUUCUGUGUUUCUGUAUUGUGUUAUGGCGUUCUAACGAAUCUGUUCCUCUGACCGAACAGUUUGUCAACUCGAUUAACAGAUAACACACUUUAACAUCACAUUACAUCAUGGAUUUAAUCGUACGAUUUUGUUUAUGUAAAAAGAAAAAGUAUCAAGAUAUUUAUUAUUAAACAAUACUUUUCGUAAAAAAUAUAUUAAUCAUCGAUUUGCUUUAAGUACAAUCGGAAAAUUUCAUUUUAUGUAAACAAAUGGUCUUCGCCUCGUGACGUAGCAUUAAAACUAAAAAAUUUGACGUUUGUCGAAUUUUUGAAUAAUCAAAUUUUGCAUUUUUCUUUUUACAAAUUGUGAUAGUUGUACGUGUUACGUAAAUAAUUAUUAAUUAUCGUUAAAUGCUAAUAUCCAUGCCCAUUAUUAUUUUAAUUAAAUAAUAAAAUACGCGUAACUGACUUUGCUCAAUUUAUUAAAUACCAUUAAAGCUUUUUUUAAAUUUUUAUUUUUAUGUCUUCCUACACAGAAAAAUAUGAUUUUUUGGCGCGAAAAAAAUUUUUUUUUUUAUAAUGCAAAGACUUUCAUGAAGCUGAAGCUAGCGGCCAUAAUAAGUAGCGGCUACGCAAAAAAUUGUUGGCCGCUACUUUUUACGGCUACUAGCUUCAGCUUUAGAAAAUUUUCUUGGGUUGAAUAAAAAUUUCUUAGGGUGAGUAAAAAAUUAUUAUAUCAAGAAAUCCAUAUUUUCUGUGUAUUGUUUAUUGUUUCUCACUUAAUUUUUUAUUUAUUUUUUUACGCGUAUUUGUGUUAUGACGCUUUGCUGUAAGCACAAUAUUA
Microplitis demolitor is the source of this 5634-nucleotide messenger RNA. RefSeq names its product RING finger protein nhl-1 (gene tn). The transcript is spliced from 10 exons. Lineage: Eukaryota; Metazoa; Arthropoda; Insecta; Hymenoptera; Braconidae. The record is from RefSeq and is a predicted model, not a curated record. Gene Ontology annotation, biological process: protein polyubiquitination; proteasome-mediated ubiquitin-dependent protein catabolic process; negative regulation of translation. Gene Ontology annotation, molecular function: ubiquitin protein ligase activity; metal ion binding; translation repressor activity. The coding region runs from base 580 to 4863 and encodes 1427 amino acids.